UCCAGCGGAACUAUUCAAAAAGAAAGUUCCAGCGAGCAGCAAACGAUCCACCAAAGUAGCCGCUAUGAAACUACUCGGCAUAGUUGUAACCAUUGCGGUAGUAGGCUGUGUCGCCGUUAGCGGUAAAACGUACGGCAAGUGUGAGCUGGCAAAAGAGUUGAUAAAGAACGGUAUCCCGAAGGCCUCCGUUGCGAACUGGGUCUGCUUGGUGCAACACGAAAGUGCUUUCAACACCGCGGCAACGAAUAAGAACCGAAACGGCUCGACCGACUACGGGCUAUUUCAGAUCAACAAUAAGUACUGGUGCGAUUCGGCAUACGGGUCGAACGACUGUAAAGUGCAGUGCCGCAGUUUGACUAACGAUGAUAUCACGGAUGACAUCAAGUGCGCCAAGCUGGUGUUCAAGCGGCACGGCUUUAACGCCUGGUACGGUUGGAAGAACCAUUGCCAGGGGAAGACGCUCCCGUCCGUCGCGAGCUGUUUUUAGCGCCACCAUACCGUAGAUGGGUUGUAGAAACCAUUUCCCACGCAUACAGAAACCAGCGAUAGUACUUAAAAGCA
Messenger RNA from Anopheles bellator, 561 nucleotides. Its product is annotated as lysozyme c-1-like. The record is from RefSeq and is a predicted model, not a curated record. The transcript is spliced from 3 exons. Gene Ontology annotation, molecular function: lysozyme activity. NCBI's taxonomy places the organism in Eukaryota, Metazoa, Arthropoda, Insecta, Diptera, Culicidae. The coding region runs from base 65 to 487 and encodes 140 amino acids.